AUGCUGUAUCGAUUUCUUUGGAUUUUUUUUUUUUUUUUCCUUUCAACUUUUUUUGUGAAAAAUGCAUAUAAAGAAGGAGAUAAAGUUGUUAUUAAUAUAAAAAAUUUAUAUAGUAGACGAGGAAUUACGAGUUUAAAUUAUUUUUCAUUUCAUCUAUGUUCCUCAAAAGAUAAUAACAAAAAAGAAGAAAGAGCACCAAACAUUUUUAAAAUAAUAUCAGGGGAUAUAUUAUAUAAUUCAUUUAUAGAAACUAAUUUUAAACAAAAUAAAACAUGUGCAAAUUAUUGCGAAAUAUUAAUAAACGAUGAUACUUAUAAUAAAUAUAAAUAUUUAAUUCUAUACAAUUAUAAUAUUAUAUAUACCACUGAUAAUGUUGAUAUAUUUCGAGAGGACCCCAAACGGAAAGGCCUAUACUACUCAGGAAUCCCCAUUGGAUUCAUAAAAGAUGGAAAAUACCAUCUCUACAACUAUUACAAAAUAAAAAUUUUAUACAAUACUGCAAAGCCAAACUCGGAUUCGCAUUACAUAGUUGGGUUUGAAGUGAGUCCAGAAAGCCGAGACUUCCAAAAUGACAAUACAUGUACUAAUGACGAAACAAGUUUUAUAAUGGAAAAAAAUAAAAAAGUUAUAUUUAAAUAUGAUAUCAUAUAUGAAAAAAGUGACAAUUCUUAUCAGCAUAGAUCUGAGCAUUAUUAUCGAAAUCUUAAUGACCAAAGCAUUAUACAUUGGUUUUCAAUUAUAAACAGUAUAAUAUUAAUUAUUUUAUUAUCUGGUUUUAUAAGUACAAUAUUAAUAAAAACAUUACAUAAAGAUAUAAAUAAAUAUAAUAGAAUCAAUACAAAUAUAUUUGAAACAGAUGACUUAGAUGAUAGAGGCUGGAAAUUAGUUCAUGGCGAUGUUUUUAGAAAACCACGAAAUUCUACAUUUUUUUCAGCUUUUAUUGGUGUGGGUAUACAAAUUAUAUGUAUGAUCAUUGUUUGUGCUAUUAUAUCAUUCAUAGGAAUAUAUAAAUAUAAGCAAAGAUAUAGAUAUGUACAAAUCAUGUUUUUUAUCUGGGUAUUUAUUAGUAGUAUAUCUGGAUAUGCAUCAUCAAGAUUAUAUAAAUUAUUCAAAAGUAAACAUGUCAAAUUAACGGUUUUUAGAACAUCAUUGAUAUAUCCAUUUAUUUUAUUUCUUAUUUUUUUUCUUAUUAAUAUUGUAUUAAAAUAUGAAAAUUCUAAUACUGCAAUAUCUUUUAGUUCUUUGAUAUUUGUUUGUAUACUUUGGUUUGGCAUAUCUAUUCCUUUAAUAUGUCUUGGAUCAUAUAUUGGGAAUAAAAAAAAACCCACUGAAUUACCUGUUCGUGUUAAUAAUAUUCCAAGACAUAUUCCAAAACAACCUUUUUUUAAUUCUUUUUUUGUUUCCUCCAUUCUGGUUGGACUCGUUUUGUUUGCGACGAUGUACACCGAGUUGUUCUUUCUGUUUACUUCCUUGUGGAAAAGAAAUAUGUACUACUUAGUUGGCUUCUUAUUUUUAGUAAUAUUCCUCUUAGGAUUGCUAAGUGCACAAUUAUCAAUAGCCAUAACAUAUUAUACAUUAUCUUGUGAGGAUUACAAUUGGUGGUGGAAAUCGUUUUUUGCCCCAGGAUCUUCAGGAAUAUUUUUAUUUUUAUAUUCAAUUUAUUAUUUUUUUUCUAAAUUAAGUAUAUACACUUUUUCAGAAACUUUUAUUUAUUUUGCAUAUUCAUUUAUUAUGUCUUAUACUUGUUUUAUAUAUACUGGCACAGCAGGGUUUUUAGCUUCUUUUAUUUUUCUAAAAAAAAUAUAUUCAUCUAUUAAAAUUGAUUAA
Messenger RNA from Plasmodium yoelii, 1827 nucleotides. Its product is annotated as endomembrane protein 70, putative. Bases 1 to 1827 code for a protein of 608 amino acids. The record is from RefSeq and is a predicted model, not a curated record. Gene Ontology annotation, biological process: protein localization to membrane. Gene Ontology annotation, cellular component: membrane. NCBI's taxonomy places the organism in Eukaryota, Apicomplexa, Aconoidasida, Haemosporida, Plasmodiidae. The transcript is spliced from 7 exons.